AUGGAUGUCACAUUGAUCGUAAAGGCAUCCAAUCAGCAGUGCGAAGAUCUGACCAUAAAAUGCGAACCUUCGUGGACCAUUCGGCGACUGAAAGGCCACUUAACGGAGGUCUACCCAGGCAAACCGAGUACCGAUGAACAGAAGCUGAUCUAUUCAGGACAGCUGCUCAACGACAGCGUAGUCCUUAAGGACGUCCUCCGUCAGUACGAUGGUCAACAGGCUCACACGGUGCACCUAGUUUUCACGCCAAAGAACAGCUACUACGGUGGAAGCAGUAGCAGCAAAUCCAAUAACAAUCAAUCACAGAAAAUGUCCGCUAAUGCAAGUGCAUCUACCGCGGGUCCUAGUGGCAGCAGUUCGAGUUCUUCAGGCAGCUCCAGUAGCAAUAGUGGAGGGUCAAGAAAUAACAAUCCCGGUAGUGGAGAAACGAUGUCGGAUGUUGGAAACGGAGACGGGCUACGCCAGCGUACUCAGUCACAAGCAACGGGAAUACCGAGACCCACACCAAGACCUCCAUCGAUUGUGGAGCAAACGGCCGCCUUGCAAAACUUCAUGCAAGAGACGUACAUGCAGUACCUCACCCAAUACAUAAACCUAAUUAAUGGGCAGGCGAAUGCCAACGCACUUUAUUCUGCCUCGGGACUAUCACAAGUUGCAAACAGCACCGACGGAGCAACCAACAUGAAUCUACCAUCGAACACCCAGCAACCUCCACAGCCGAUACCAUUUGUGCCGAUGGUUCAGCCUGCCAUGACGAGAGCCUUUCCUAAUCUUGCGUACUAUCCUUGCAUGACGCCUGCAUCGUAUGCUGGCGGACUUCCUUCAGCCAGUAGCAUCCCAACACCAAUCACAUCUCUAAAUGUGGGCAAUGGCGAUGCCUCUGGCUCUGGUCUGCCAGGAGCAGGAUCAUCAGGCACAAGUUUUCUGCCACCCUCUUCGCUACCUGGUGGUGCUGCAUCAACGUCCAGUCAGCAAAUUCCAGCACCCCAGACACAGGGAACGACAGGAACGUCCAACCCAACGGCUAAUGGAGGAGCUGCGGCACCUACGACGGUGCCGACUGUAGCUGAUGGUGAAGCAGCAGGAACCACGGUGGAGCAAGUGGCUCCUCAGGAUGCGGCACCUGCGGCUGCACCAGCUCGGGCCCGUCGAUUUCCUAAUAUCGUUGUAGAAGAGCAGGAGAACAACGACUGGCUGGACGUGUUCUUUAGCAUGUGCCGUGUUGGUAUCCUGAUGACGGUUAUUUAUUUGUAUUCGUCUCCGAUGCGUUGUCUGACUGUGCUUAUCAUUGGUUCAUUGAUGUUGUAUCUUAAAAAGCAUCUAGAUCGAGUAUAUCAGGCUAUCGACAGGCGACCACGGUUACAAGCGGCUCAGGACGGUAAUGCAGCACAAAGAGAUCAACAGCCAGCCGUUGGACAACCAAACAAUGCUGUACCUGAGCAACCACAACAGCAACAAAUCCAGGAUCAGCAAACGAACGAUGCUGCUGCAGCCAAUGACCAAGCAGGAGCAAAUGACGAACGUGGUGAAUCUGAAAGAGCACCAACCGCUGGCCCUUCGUCAAACGGCGCAAAUAUCAGUAGCGUUGCUGGUGCAGCUUCUGCUGGCACUUCGGCCAGCAGCGCCAUCGUUCCCCGUCCCCGUACAGGCCCUGCUAGUAGGGCUUCGGAACCUGCCGUAAACGUGGCUGAUGAACAACCGGGACAACCGCCCCAGCACAAUAGACUGGCCACGAGCGCCGACGGUGAUUCCGGUUCCACUGAACAGCCUGCUGCAGAAGGACAACGGAUGACGUUCAACGAUAUGACGUCCUUUCUUAGCACACUGGUGAUAACAUUCUUUACCUCUAUAAUUCCGGACACGCCAGCAGCAUAAAGCGCUUGUAAUGGUGUGUCGAUAUGGUGCUGUGCUUGUUUUCUCGAUUUUAUCCUCUUUUUACGACAGAAUGUGAGGAAAUUUGCUACAGCUUUCUUGAGAUGUGGCAUCAUCGUCGCUGAUAUGCGAUCUUUGUAUAGAUAAACUUAUCUGGUGGUUUUGGGGUGGUACACCUUUGGCGUCGAUUUGGAAUACCGAGGGCAUUUUCUCCCAUCAACGGAGGAUAGUAAAAUGUAGAGCAUUGUGGAUGGAUUACCUGGAAAAACCCGUUGUUUAUUCUUUUGUUUAAUUGUUUUUCUGUUUUUUUUUUCACUUUGAUACACUAUUUAAUUAUGCUAAUCGCCAUCCAUGCGGUUGUAGAUACAGCCUCGUAGAGUGAAACCCGUUUAUUAGGUCAUACGUGCAAGUGUCGAUCUUCAAAUACGAAUUACGGUAACCGUCAGGUUGAAGAUGUUUUAAGGGUGCUCAGUAGAAUUCAUAUGUUUAUAGUUUUAAAUUGUUCAGCAAGGAAAAACUGGAACAUGAUAAACAGUACCAUUUUGUUUCUUUUCCCGCUGGAAGGGAAAGAUUUGCGUUAGUUUGCAAAUUUAGGAACGAAAAAAGGUAGCAAAUGUUAUUUGUUUAUGAGAGCAGAAUACAUAUGUCUAUUUAACGAUAUUCUUGCGUUCACAUCAAUUGUGAUGUAAUUAAAUAGAGGGAACGAGAAUGAUUAGUAGAUACUAGCCGCAGAAUUCAUAGCUUUAAGCAGUGUAUGGCGAUCUAACGUUAGGACGGGUGGAAAUAAAAUGAGAAGAGAAAAAAAAUAAAAUUAACCAUGAGAAAGCUGCAAGAUGUGUUUGUCCCUGUAACGCUUAGGUUUCGUUUCGUUCUCCUCUUGUUACAUAAUUGUGAUUGAUGUUUUAAUAAAUAAGAUUUUGCU
Messenger RNA from Anopheles nili, 2794 nucleotides. RefSeq names its product homocysteine-responsive endoplasmic reticulum-resident ubiquitin-like domain member 2 protein (gene Herp). Bases 1 to 1875 code for a protein of 624 amino acids. The record is from RefSeq and is a predicted model, not a curated record. Gene Ontology annotation, biological process: endoplasmic reticulum unfolded protein response. The transcript is spliced from 4 exons. NCBI's taxonomy places the organism in Eukaryota, Metazoa, Arthropoda, Insecta, Diptera, Culicidae. Gene Ontology annotation, molecular function: protein binding.